This is a messenger RNA of Cylicocyclus nassatus, 1843 nucleotides long. The record is from the annotation of a GenBank genome assembly. Lineage: Eukaryota; Metazoa; Nematoda; Chromadorea; Rhabditida; Strongylidae.
GUUUAUUUAUCGCUUUGCGUUGAUGUUGUGCUGUGCACCUGUAUAGUUUGUUCACACUGUGGUUUUCCAUUGUGUAAAUGAUAUGGUCACUUGUAACGCUCAAUUCUUUAUUGUAAAUGGCACAUAUCAAAAGAAAGUUUACAUUUGAUGAUCCUGAAGAUAGCUACUGGAAUGAGAGUGGAUCCAACUCCUCAUCGCUAUUUGAUGAUCUGCCCUCAAAACAAUGGGCAGCACGUGCAGCCGUGGAUAACCUUUUCGAACAGCGAGAGGUGUUCUCUGCCAAAGUUACGCAACCAUCAACUUCACUUCAAAAUGCGAACGCUAAUGAUGACUCGGGGGAAAUCAGUCAGAAACGUGAAGAUGCUGUCCAAGAUUUCAUCAAUCACAAAGCUGCAAAUCUGAAGCUAGAGAUCGAGUCUUCUCCGCUUCAUGCUGGAGGUCCAUCGGCAGCAUCAGUAGUGUCAGAAUGUAGCGUAAGCAGUCUACCCAGCGAUGCUCAUCGCUUAGAUCUCGACUACUCAAGGUUACGAGCUGAACACCGCAAGCUACAGCGUCAUUUGGAGGCUGUACGACAUGACAGAUAUCGCGCGCCAGAAGUGAAGGAGGCAGUUCGGCGCUUGCUCAAAGGUGAUCCAGUCUCAUUGGAAUGGUAUCGAUCCAAAGAAGAAAAGGUUCAGCUACUAGAUGCAGCGAUAGACAUCGUAGAUGGAAAUGUUAUACUGGCUGUUGUUCUCUUUCUCAAAAGUACCCUAAUAGACUCGAUUUUCCGAGAUUUACUCUUGAGGAAGCCUCAAGCCGCUGAAGAAUACAUAAGUUUUCUUAAAAUGACUAGAGAUUAUGAUGAACUAACGACUACGCUAUUUGCCCUAGGAAGAAAUGCUGACGCUGCUAUGAUAGAAUUUUCUGCAGCCAUACGACAUCAGGUAGCUGAUCAGAAGGUACAAGCGCUAAAGAAAUGUGUGCGUAGCGGCUUCAGUGAUCCGCUGCUCAGCUUAGAGGCUAGUGUUGUAAACGACUUCAUAGGCUUACUGGAACAACAAAUACCCAUUAAUGUAGCGGACGAUCAGAGUCGAAAUCCAGCUUUUACUGCUUUCCCAAAAAACGCCAGUCUUGUAGGGAGAUCUGUGAUUGCUACGUACUACUACUGCUGCUUGUAUCAUUAUGAUGAUCCUGUGCAUGCGCUUGCAAGUCCUUCGCACAUACGCGAUGCAUUUCGAAUAACAGACAGAGAGGCAGUGUGGACUAGUGUGAGUGCCCUAGCCAAACAGUGCAGAUGGCCAGACGUAGAAAGAGUUCUGCAGCCGAAAACGUUAUUGGGGGCAUUACAAAAUAGAGCUGCUCUGAACUCGCCGAAACUCUCAUGUCCGUUCAGCUGGCAAAAUCUCUUCCACAUAUUGCAUUCGAAUUCAACUGCUCCACCCAAAGAUUUGUCGUGCCGAAUUCUUCGCGCCGUUAAUGAUGCUGACAUGAGGCUAAAACUCGCAGAGAAAUACGAUGUUUGUGAGAUUGUUAUUGAAUGCUUAGUUGCACAAAAGGAUCGCUUACGCCUGACCAAGUUUGCUAGUAAACUUACACCGCAUACACCUGAUGCUUAUAAAGCUCUUGCUGCUUUGAAUAAUACGGGUACGAAAUGGAAAAACUAGAACAUGCUGCUUCUAUGGUGCCUCCACGCUUGCGAUAGAGCUCUGCUUAUGCACACCAGUCAUCAACUUGUGAUAAUCAAUCUAGGCAUUUAUUAUAUGUAUCUCUUCUAGUUAAAUGAAUACCAGCAAAUCCCUUUACUGAGUUGUGCGUAUCUGUGAUAAGAUUUGGGCAACAUAUUUAUUGUCAACGUGGAUAUGGC